AUGGGGGCCCUCCAUGAGGGCCACCUCUCCCUCGUACGCCACGCCCUCCAAGAAAAUACCGACGUCUUCAUUUCUAUCUUCGUCAAUCCUACCCAGUUUGCCGCGCACGAGGAUCUCGAUUCCUACCCGGUCACUUGGAACGAGGACAUGCAAAAGCUGCAACGGCUGCAGGAGGAACACAUGGCGACUGUUGGCCAGUCGCAGAGACCCGGGGCGAUACGAGGGGUCUUCGCGCCCACCGUCAAGACCAUGUAUCCUACGCUCCCGCCUACUUCAGACAUCGCCGGCCCUGGCUCCUUUGUCACAAUCACACCCCUUGGGUCGCAACUCGAGGGAGCGUCGCGGCCGAUAUUCUUCCGGGGCGUCGCGACAGUCUGCACCAAGUUGUUCAAUAUUGUCCAAGCUGACCGCGUCUAUUUUGGCCAGAAGGAUAUUCAGCAAUCUGUCCUCAUCAAACGUAUGGUCAAGGACUUCCACAUUCCUACCGAAGUUCGCGUCGUGCCCACAGAGAGAGAACCGGACGGACUGGCCAUGAGUAGCCGUAAUGUCUAUCUUGGUGCUCGUCGAAGAGAGGAUGCUACGGUCCUGUCCAGGGCUCUUUUUGCAGUGCGUGACCUUUAUAACGAGGGUUUAUUGGAUGUCAGACGCCUGCGUCGAGCCGCGUUCAACGUUUUCGAGGAGGAUGCCGCACGAGUCAGAAGUGAUGGCCGAGUGGGGCCCAGCGGUCGGCUUGAGAUCGACUAUAUUGCGAUGAGCCAUCCAGACACAAUGGGAACCAUUAUGGACGACGAGAAACUCAAUCCACGCAUCGGCGCCAUCGUCAGCGCCGCCAUGAUAGUCUCCCCGGUCGACAAGCCAAAAACCCAAGAGGAGCUGAACCAGCGGAGCGUCAGACUUAUCGACAAUGUGAUCCUCGAACCCCGUGUAAACAGGAAAGAGCGAAAGCACCUCAGACAGCACGCUGCGAAUCCGGGGAAGUUUCGUAAAGUCCCACAACUGAGCAUUCGGAAGGUCGUUCAGGGGACAUCGGAGGAACCGAAGCCAGAGGGACAGGCCCAUGCUUUGGAAGCAAUAAAAGUCGAAGAGUCGAAGCAAUAA
Molecule: messenger RNA, 1098 nt
Organism: Fonsecaea erecta
Lineage: Eukaryota; Fungi; Ascomycota; Eurotiomycetes; Chaetothyriales; Herpotrichiellaceae
Product: pantoate-beta-alanine ligase
Exons: 1
Coding region: 1-1098 (365 amino acids)
Biological process (GO): pantothenate biosynthetic process
Molecular function (GO): pantoate-beta-alanine ligase activity
Source: RefSeq, a predicted model, not a curated record